CCGCCGGGCGGUUGGCCGCGGCCUGGGCGGCGGCCGUUGGCGAACUGCGGCCUGCCAGGCGAGGUCAGGCGUCUGGCCGGGCCGCGGCCACAAUGACCAAGGAUUCGCCCAGCCCGUCGGGCGGUGGCCGCGCGUUGCCCAAGAAAUCGGGCGGCCCCGGCCCGGCAGCGGCGGUGCUGGAGGAGCAGAGGCGGGAGCUGGAGAAGCUGCGGGCCGAGCUGGAGGCGGAGCGGGCGCGCGGGCGGGCCGAACGGCGACACUUCGCGGCCCAGGCGCGCCAGCUGCGGGAGGCGGCCGAGCGAGAGCGGCAGCAGCUGGCCGACCAUCUGCGCUCCAAGUGGGAGGCGCAGCGCGGCCGGGAGCUGCGGCAGCUGCAGGAGGAGGUGCAGCGGGAGCGCGAGGCCGAGAUCCGGCAGCUGCUGCGCUGGAAGGAGGCCGAGAUGCGGCAGCUGCAGCAGCUGCUGCACCGCGAGCGCGACGGCGUGGUGCGCCAGGCGCGGGAGCUGCAGCGCCAGCUGGCCGAGGAGCUGGUGAACCGCGGCUACUGCUGCCGCGCGGGGGCGCCCGCGGGCUCCGCGGCGCAGUGUCGCUGUCGCCUGCAGGACGUGCUGGCGCAGCUUCGCUGGGAAACCGACGGCGAGCAGGCCGCGCGCAUCCGCCACCUGCAGGCGGCGCGGGACGUGGAGCGCCAGCUCUUCCUCAAGUACAUCCUGGAGCACUUUCGCUGGCACCCCGUUUUGCCCGCACCCCCAGGCCCUCGGGCCACGCACUCCUCGGAAGAGCCGCUCCUCGAGAUCUCAGGCGGCGAGCUUCACGCCGCGAAGUCAGCCUGUCGACUUGACUCUCUUGACAGCCUGAGCGCCGGCGUCCGCGUCCGUUCCCGCUCCCUCGACCUGGUGUCCUCCGCGCGCUCCAGCUCCCCAAGCGGGCUGCUCUCCACGCGUGCCAGCUCCCUCGAUUCCUUGGCACCAGAGCGUUCCCGCUCGCUCGACAGCACCCUGAGUCGCCCCAAGGCCUCUGUCCGCAAGGAGCGGGCCUCCUCUUCAGACACCUCCGCCCCGGGCUCCCCGAGCCCCUCCCCGCCGCCGCCCCCGCUCCCGCCACCAUCGGCACGCAGGUCACCGAGCGACCCGCGGGGAGAAGACGGCUCCGAGAGCAAGCCCUGCGACGCCUCGACUCCCUCGGCCCCGGGCCUGGACUGCCGCGAGCUGGCGAAGCAGAACUCGGAGCUGGCCGAGGCGCUGCAGGUGCUGGCGCGCCGCUGCUCCGACCUGCGCGAGGAGAACCUGCAGCUGCGGCGCGCCGGCGUCUCCGACGGGGCCGACGAGAAGGUGAAGCGGCUCAAGGUGAAGCACGCGGAGCUGGCUGGUCUCGCGCGCCGCCUGGAGGACCGGGCCCGCCUGCUGCAGGAGACCAACCUGCGGGCAGUUAGCGCGCCUGUGCCCUGCGAGAGUCGCACCAACCUGGAGCUGUGCCAGGCCUUUGCGCGUCAGCGCGCCCAGGACUUGUCUGAGCAGGCGAGCGCGCUGCUAGCCAAGGACAAGCAGAUCGAAGAGCUGCGGCAGGAGUGCUACCUGCUGCAGGCGCGUGUCGCCUCAGGCCUCGGCAGUGACGCGCAUCCUGGAGACAGUGCCCAGUGGCUCAACGCCAGCGACUUAGACCGGCUGCACCGCGAGUCCCAGCGGGAAGUGCUGCGCCUGCAGAGGCAGCUAACGCUGCAGCAGGGCCAGGGUGGCGCCCAGGCAGAGGCGGGAGGCCAGAGCGGCCCCUGCAAGGAGGCGCGACGCCAGGUGCAGGCGCUGGAGCGCGAGCUGGGAGCGCGGUGCCGCGAGUGCGAGGAGCUGGGCGCCCAGGCGGCGGCGGCGCGGCGGCGUGGCGAGGAAGCAGAGGUGCAGCUGCAGGCGGCGCUGCGCAAGGGCGCCUGGCUGGCGGAGGAGAACGGGCGGCUGCAGGCACAGGCCGACUGGGUGCAGAAGGUGGCGGCUGAGAACAGCGACGUGCGCGGGCAGUUGGGCCGCGCGUGUCAGGAGCGCGACGCUGCAGGCCUGCUGGCCGAGCAGCUGCUGCAGCAGGCGGCCAGUGGGCAGGACAGGCAGCAGCAGCUGCAGCACGACCUGCAGAAGGCUCUGUGCGACCUCCAAGCUGCCCGGAAGGAGAUACAGGCGCUGCAGUGUCAGCCUGGCCACCCUCCAGAACAGCCCUGGGAGGCCACUCAAGCCCCGGAGUCCCAAACCAGGAGUAACAGAAGGCUCAAGUCCCAGCCAAGGGCUGAAGAUCGCACACAGUCACAGCCCAGCAGAGACAAACAGGAGAGAAGGGAGGCCAUCCUGGAUGUGAGCCCAGUUGCCCUUGGGGAGCCAGCCAGUGUCCCUCACGUGCCAGACAGAGUCCUUGCCAGCCCGCCUCCAGACUCCAGGCCUCAGGCCAAGAAAACCAGCUCCCAGUCGAGCUCCUCCUCUGAGGUUGAGUCCGUGUGGGCCACUGUGCCCUCCUGCCCUACUCUGGACAUGGACACGGCCAGUGAGGUGGAUGAUCUGGAGCCUGACAGUGUGUCCCCACCCCUGGAAGUGGGAGGCUCAGAGGCUCCUGCCGCCCCCAAGCUCAAGGUUUUCCUGGCUCAAUAUAGCUACAACCCAUUUGAGGGGCCCAACGAGCACCCUGAGGGUGAGCUACCCCUCACAGCUGGGGACUAUGUGUAUGUCUUUGGGGACAUGGACGAAGAUGGCUUCUAUGAGGGAGAGCUUGAGGAUGGCAGGCGGGGACUGGUGCCCUCCAACUUGGUGGAGCAGGUUCCAGACAGCAACAUCCCGGGUUGCCUGCCCCCCAAGUCCCCUGACCUUGGCCACACCCACCUCCCAGAUGGGCAGGGCAAAGCUUCGAAGGAAGACAGUUUAUUACCUGGGGAAGCCCCGGGAGCAGUGGACAGGGGGCUGUGCCAGUUAGGAAGGGUGGGCCCCAAGGCAGAAGUACCAAUAGACAUCUUGCAUUCGAAGACAGAAGCCCAGCAGCCGGGCUCGCCGCAGAGCGUGGGGGAGCAGAGCUUCUCCAGACCCCUUCGAGGGCCCAAUGGGGUGUUCUGUGUGGCUCCUACGCAACUACACCUGCACAGUGUCACAGCCACAUCGGCCAAGAUCACCUGGACCUACCACAGCAGCAGCCACUCCCACGUGGUGUACCUCGGUGAGCAAGAGCACGCCCUGACCCCAGCAGGUGUGAGCUGCUACACCUUCCAUGGCCUACAUCCUGGCACAAAAUACCAGACACGCGUGGAGGUGCGGCUGCCGGGGGACCUGCUGCAGGUGCACCGGGAAACAAUGUCCUCCACUCUCACGUUCAACACACCUUUGGCAGGACCGCCCCACCCUCCUCUGGACGUGCUGGUGGAGCGCCACACCUUGCCAGGCCUCCUGGUGGUCAGCUGGCUCCCUGUGACCAUUGACUCUGCGGGGUCCUCCAAUGGAGUCCAGGUCACUGGCUACGCUGUAUAUGCUGAUGGGUUAAAAGUUUCGGAGGUCACCGAUGCCACUGCCGGGAGCACUCUGUUGGAAUUUUCUCAGCUGCAAGUGCCUCUAACAUGCCAGAAGGUCUCAGUGAGAACCAUGUCACUCUGUGGUGAGUCUCUGGAUUCAGUGCCAGCUCAGGUCCCUGAGGACUGCUUCCCAUGCCACCAAUUGCCAGAGACUCCUCCCUUUCGCUAUACUUGCGGCGACCCAUCCACCUGCACAAUCACCUUCCCCGUCUGCCCUCAGAAGCUGGCACUGGCUCCUCUGAGUGCCAAGGCCAGCCCCCAUGCCCCUGGAAGCUGCGGGGAGCCCCAGGCCAAGUUCCUAGAAGCAUUGCCGGAAGAACCUCUGAGGAGGCGGUCUCUAAUGUCCAACCUAUGCUCAGAAGGAGAAUGUCCAAGUUCAGGGGCUGGCAGCCAAGCCCAGCGGCUCACAGAGGCCCAGGAGGGCUGGAGAAAGGACCUGCUCUUUCAGAAGAGUCCCCAAAACCACAGGCCACUUUUGCUCAGUGGCCAGCCUGGGGUCAGAGAAAACUGCUGCAGGCAUAUGGGCACCAGCAAAAGCCUUGCUUCGGGAUUUCUCCGUCUGUCCCAUGAGUGCAGGCCCAGGAAAGAGCCAUGUCAGAAGAAGGCUGCCCUUGAGAAGGCCCUCAGGCAAAAGCCAGACGUGCAGGUGUUCACGCCUCCGCAGCUGGAUGGCAGCCAGCGACGUGCACCUGACCUCCGUGACAUUCUGGAGGAGGGGGAGGCAGUGUCGUUGGAUGCGCAGGGCACAGAGCAGCGAGGGCAGAGAAAGGAGCUUGGGCCCCAGUGCAGGCGAGGACAGGCUCUGGGGUACAAGCGAGAGUGCCAGCUCCAUGAGCCCAGCUCAGUGCGGUGUCCAGCUCCCUCUAGCAAAGCCGGUAAAAUGUCCAGGGGUGGCCCCCCACCGCCGGGGACAGGGACCAACACUCCAGCCAGGGUCUUUGUGGCCCUCUUUGAUUAUAAUCCCCCAGCGAUGUCUGCCACCUCUGAGGCUGCAGAGGAGGAGCUGGCCUUCCAGAAAGGGCAGUUGCUGAAAGUGUGGGGCUCUCGGGACCCCCACGGCUUCUACCGCGGCGAGUGCAAUGGGCGAGUGGGCACCAUCCCUGGGCACCUGGUGGCCGAGGCAGAACUGGGCAUGGAGUGGACUGAUGGGAGGUGGCAUUUGUGGACACAAGGGCACCUGCCCUCUGUGGCCCACCUUGGGAACACUGGGGGGCUGCUCAACAGCCCCCAGCGCUCCUCUCCCAGUCCCCAAGGGAACUCCAGCAGACCCCCACUGUGGACUCCAAAGACCAUGAUGGCAGCUCUGGACUAUGAUCCCCGGGCCGGGCGAGCAGGCAGCCGGGCAAAGGGCAAACUGGCGCUGAGGGCGGGGGAUGUGGUCACAGUCUACGGGCCUGUGGAUGACAAGGGAUUCUACUAUGGAGAGUCAGGUGGCCACAGUGGCCUGGUCCCAGCCCACUUGCUGGAUCACAUGUUCCUUCAUGGAGAGUGAACAAGGCUCCUGGCAUGUGUGGUGGCCUCUGGCUGCCCACACCCCGCCAGAGAAGCAAGCGUGUGGACCCUCACACCAGCACCCCUCCUGCCCACCAUAAGCAGCAUUUGCUGCAAGUGCUGUGUUAAACCAAUGGCAGUCCCCAAGCGUUCCCUAGCCUCUGAAAGGAGCACCGCCUAAAUGUGAGUUGAGUCGUUUCCAAAAGCCAGUCCCUGAGAGUUUGACAGCCUGUGUCAGAGUUGUCGAUAACUAUAUUAGGCAUCGGAGACGUGCCUUUUUCUGUGGCCAGUGUGUGUUUUCUUUAGGAGUUAAAUGUUAUUCAGCCAUUGCCUUCUGUGAAAGUCUCAAGAAAAUUCUGCAUUUAAAACAAAAAAAAGCAAUCAGAAUGUUAUUUUUCUAUCCUAUGUUCAACCCCUCAUUAAAAUG
Molecule: messenger RNA, 5447 nt
Organism: Microcebus murinus (gray mouse lemur)
Lineage: Eukaryota; Metazoa; Chordata; Mammalia; Primates; Cheirogaleidae
Product: RIMS-binding protein 3C
Biological process (GO): spermatid development; fertilization
Cellular component (GO): nucleus; manchette
Molecular function (GO): benzodiazepine receptor binding
Source: RefSeq, a predicted model, not a curated record